Molecule: messenger RNA, 2115 nt
Organism: Gekko japonicus
Lineage: Eukaryota; Metazoa; Chordata; Lepidosauria; Squamata; Gekkonidae
Gene: DRC11L
Product: IQ motif containing with AAA domain 1 like
Exons: 17
Coding region: 1-2115 (704 amino acids)
Molecular function (GO): ATP hydrolysis activity; ATP binding
Source: RefSeq, a predicted model, not a curated record
AUGGCUCCCGAUCAAGCCUCUGUCGGAAACCUCUUCCUUGCCUUCAAGUGUCCAAAAGAUCGUGGCCGUGCCCUGGAGCCGGAGCUGAUCGGGGCCUCGCCGGCCGGCAUUCGCGCGCAACUGGGGGAAGAGUUCCGGCGCAUGCGCCAGGCAGACUACGAGGCCGAGUACCGGGAGGCAUUGCACAGUAUCCGCGACACCGUCUACGAGGUGGAGGGACCGAGCAUGCGCGAGGAGAUGAAGGCGCAGCUUCGCCAGUGGUUCAUCGAGUGCCAUGACCUGACUGGCCGCUUCCCCGACUUCCCGGAGGAGGCGAUUGGAGGCUCCAGAAUCCUCUUUGCCCAAAAGACCCCGGAAGAGGUGAGGGCUGAGCUAGACCUGGCGGAGAUCAAGGUGGACAAGAAGAAGAAGAAGAAGGACAAGGAGAAAGGGAAGGAGAAAGCCAAGGAGGGGGAAAAGAAAAAAGGGAAGGAGAAGAAAUCGGAGGAAGACGAAGGACUGAAGCUCUCCCCCUCCAAGUUCCUGACCGCUAUUGACCAAGGCUUCCAGGAAUACACAGAAAUGGCUGCUCCACAUAUAUACGAAGCCGAACUCAUCCGGGCCGAGAAGCAGAAAGAGGUGGCGGCCGAGAUACGGCUGCAGGUGGAUGAGUUGAUGCGCGAGGAACUUCAGACUCUGCGGCUGGCUGUGGACCUGGAAGAAAGCAAAGCUGGCAAGCCCCCCAAGGCCAAGAAGAGUGCCAAGAAGAAAGGGAAGAAAGGCAAAAAGGAGAAAGAUCUUACGCCUGACAGGUCCAUUGACUCUCUCUAUGAGGAGCUGGCACUGCAGGGCAUCCUCAGGAAGCCUCCGAAAGUGCCGCUGACUGACUACUCAGGAGACUUCUGUUACUUGGGCACCACAUUGCGCCAGGCAGAGACGGAGCCGAUACCUUCUAUGCUAGAUGUGCGGCAGAACAUAGCUCUCUAUGCCAUCUUGCGUCUCGGCUCCCCAACCGUGCAUGAGUUGGCACCCCUGGUGAGAUCCAUCCUUCUCGUGGGUCCAGCGGGCACCGGGAAGAAGAUGCUGGUUCAUGCUGUGUGCACUGAGACGGGUGCCAACCUUUUUGACCUCUCGCCAGACAACCUGGCUGGAAAGUAUCCAGGCAAGAGUGGCCUCCAGAUGUUGACGCACCUAGUGUUGAAGGUGGCCCGAGCCCUGCAGCCUUCGGUCCUCUGGGUGGGGAAUGAAAAACAGGGGGAGGAGAGCCCCAAGGGAAGAGGUCGCAGCCCCUCAGGUCAAUUGGACCCCAAGCGCCUGAGGAAGGACCUGCCCAAGGCCCUGAACCUGCUGACGGCUGCGGACAGAGUGCUGCUGAUGGGCACCUCCAGCAGGCCCUACCUGGCGGACGUCAGGGGUCUCUGCAAGGCCUACGAGAGAAUCCUGCUCAUCCCCCGGCCGGACUAUGCUUCGCGCUAUGUGACCUGGCAACGGCUCAUCGUGAAGCAGGGCGGCGCCCUGGCGGGCUCCCUGGACCUGAGCGCCCUGGCCAAGGUGUCUGACGGCUACAGCCAAGGCAGCCUGGUGGAGGCGGUGCAGGCCGUGCUGAGCGAGAGGCGCCUCCUGCAGCUGCCCAAGCGGCCACUGGUGGCCGGCGAGUUCCUGCAGAUGCUGGCCAGGUCGGAGCCCAUCUACCCGGAGGAGGAGGAGAUGCUGAAGGUACCCGCUUGGCCCUCUCUCUUCCAUGCGUUCUCACCUGCCCACGCGCCAGGGCUGGAAGCGGGUGCGAGUCUCACUUCUGCAGGACAGGAGCAAAUGUAUGGAGGAGCUCGGGAAUCGUCCUGCAUCGAGCAAGUCGGCACUUGGCUUACUGGGAAAGAAAAGGCGCUUGAUGUCGGAAAGAAAAGGCCUGUUGGUGGAUUUAAGGGGGAUGCACAACUGCUGGAUUUCUUCUGUACCUGCGCUCCUUACCUGCUGCCUGAGCUGCUGUCGCCAACCGAGUGCCCGCGGCGGGAGAAGGGGAGGGGCCUGCCCGGGCCUGCCCAGAGCUGGAGAGGCCGCCUCAAGGAGCCGCUGGAGUGCCAAGACGUGGUGGUCCAGAACGCCCUGUACACAGGGGACCUGUGUUGUAGUUUUUAA